Prunus dulcis (almond) is the source of this 1299-nucleotide messenger RNA. RefSeq lists its product as uncharacterized. The coding region runs from base 1 to 1299 and encodes 432 amino acids. The record is from RefSeq and is a predicted model, not a curated record. The transcript is spliced from 4 exons. Lineage: Eukaryota; Viridiplantae; Streptophyta; Magnoliopsida; Rosales; Rosaceae.
AUGAGGUCUCGUGUGGUGUCCUCCCUCAUUGUGGACAGAAUUCGUGCAAAACCAGAGCUGAAGCCAGUUGAGAUUAUAAACGAGUUCAAAGAUUAUUAUGGUAUAGACAUUUCAUACUACCACGCAUGGUUUGGCAAAGAGUUAGCUAAAUUGGACGUUCACUGUGAUGAGUCGAAGUCCUUCAACGAGUUAGUGUGGUAUGCGGACGCCGUAAAGGAAACUAACACUGGUUCUCUCUGCUCUCUUGAUUGUGAAGCUGGAAUUAAUCGCUUUCGACGGUUUUUUGUGUCUUUUGGCGGUUGCAUUGCUGGAUUUCAAUAUUGCAUACCCUUGUUGUUCAUUGAUGCUACGUUUUUGAAGAGCAAGUACAAGGGGCAGCUUCUCUGUGCUUCGGGAAAGAAUGGAAAUCAAGGAAUGUUAGGAGAAUUGGACUUGGUUUCUUCAACAUUUGGCUUCUAUAUUGCUACCGAUGGGGAGAGUGGUGACUUUUUCUCGGACCGCAAUCAAGGUUUGUUAAAUGCAAUGGGGUUUGUGUUUCCCGGAUGGCCUCAUUCUUACUGUUAUUAUCACCUCAAACAGAAUUUGAUAUCAAAGUACCCAAAGUCAGGUUAUGGGAAACUGCUCCAAGACCGUGUUAUCAAUUUAUUUAGUAGAUGCGCAUAUACUGUUACGGAGGAAGAGUUUAAGGUAGCAAUGGAGGAGUUGGUGAUUGUUGGGAGUUCGAAAGUGAAGGCAUUUAUAUCUGAUUUGUCUAGAGAUCACUAUGCCAACGCAUUUUUCAAAGGAAUGCGUUAUGGGGAGAUGGCAAACAGUUUAGCGGAGUCCUUUAAUAAUUGGGUUGGUGUGUUUCGAGAUUUGCUGGUGCUACCUUUGAUAGAAGGGAUUCGACAGAAAUUGAUGGUAUUGAAUUCUCAACGACGAUUUGAAGCGGAGAAGUGGACAACAGUUUUGUGUCCGGAGAUGGAAACUAGACUCUGUGAAAAUGCGGAGGCCGGUAGGACUUGGGCAGUUCGUCGUUCUAAUUGCACUGUUUUUGAAGUAUUUGCUGAUUAUUAUGUGAUGGUUGAUCUCGAGCAAAGGACUUGUUCUUGCCGUCUUUGGCAAAUUGACGAUAUUGGGAAAGGAUUUGGCAGCAAUGGUUCUGCAGCUGGAGUUGUGCUUCCGCCAAUUACAAAGAGGCCAGCCGGAAGACCACCAACAAAGAGGAUCAAAGUUUUUGGUGAAUUUAAAAGGCCAUUGAAAUGCAGUCGGUGCAGUGUUGCUGGGCACAAUAGAAAGACUUGCAAGGCUAUUAUAUGA